AGAUGAAAAAAGGAGAGUUCCAAAGUCCCUGUUUAAAUUGACUCUGCUGUGUUGCCAUGUGGAGCAGGUUUCAAGUCAAGGCUUUGAAGAGGGUCUUAAUUUCAGAGUUUAAUACCUGGACUAAAUUGGACACAAUGCAGAAGACUCAGCAGGCGCUGCCCCGGGUCUAUGUCACCAGACGAGUGCCACCUGAAGGGUUAAAGAUAUUGAGACAGUCUGGAAUGUGCAACAUCGAGCUGUGGGACUCCGAUGACCCUGUUCCCCGGCAGGAGCUCCUGAAGAAAGUGUCUGGGGUCGAUGGUCUACUGUGUGUGCUAACUGAAAAAAUAGAUGCAGAACUACUCAAUGUAGCAGGGCCAAACUUGAAAGUGGUCAGCACCAUGUCUGUGGGAUAUGACCACCUCUCCCGCGAUGAACUAAAAAAAAGGGGAAUCCGUGUGGGCUACACUCCAGAUGUUUUGACAGACUCUGUGGCUGAGCUCACUGUUGCUCUGCUCCUGGCAACCUCACGACGACUCAUUGAAGCCGUGAAUGAAGCAAAAAAUGGUGGCUGGGGCACCUGGAGAACUAUGUGGCUCUGUGGUUAUGAGUUGUCACAGAGCACUGUGGGGAUUCUGGGCCUUGGCAGGAUUGGGGUGGCAAUUGCAAAGCGUUUAAAGCCAUUUGGAGUGAAGAGGUUCAUCUACACUGAUGUCGCCCCCAGGCCUGAACUUGCAGCCCAGAUACAGGCAGAGUAUGUGUCCCUGGAUGAGCUGGCAAAAGAGUCUGAUUUCUUGGCUGUUUGCUGUGCCUUGACGCCAGAGACACAGGGCAUCUGUAACAGUGCUCUCUUUAACAAGAUGAAGAAAACAUCCAUAUUUAUCAACACCAGCAGGGGUGCUGUUGUGAACCAGGAUGAUCUGUACAAUGCUUUGACCAGCGGUCAGAUUGCAGGCGCUGGACUGGACGUCACUGUUCCUGAACCUCUACCCACUGACCACCCGCUUUUUGAACUUAAGAACUGCGUUAUCCUGCCCCACAUUGCCAGUGCAACCAUUGCCACCCGGAACGCCAUGUCAGCCUUGGCAGCCAACAACCUCCUGGCUGGUCUGAAGGGGGAGGCUAUGCUGAAGGAGCUGAAACUGUGAAGUCUCCCUUUAAAAGCCUGACAAGAAAAAAAUAAACAUAUACAAAAUUCACAAAAAGCUAAUCUACCCACAUACAAGCAAACAGAAACAGCAUUGUAACCUAACAAGCUGAAUCAAAUAUGAAUCUGUUUAUGUCCAAUCCUGCUUGCAUCAGGCAAAAAAUGUUUGUUGCCAUCCUGGUUCUUGAAGUGAAAAAUUGGCAGAAUGGGCCAAAAAGGAUGCAAUUCUAUGUAUGUCUGUUGCAUCAGAGAAAAUCAGACAAACUUGUUUAUUUUAUUUUUUUGUAUUGUUUUGGUCCAUCACAACAGCAGAAAAUAUUUAAAAAAUAAAAUAAGUAGCUUGAGGCACUUUUCUUGCAAAACUUUACAUUUCUUGAAAGAAUAAACUGCAGACUUUUAGGAAGUUUCAGACUAGGCUUUAGCUGUUUUUAAAUAACCAACAACAAUUCGAACACAUUGUAAUUCGCAAACGCUUCGUUCUGCUUGAUAAUUGUCAAGCUGUUUUUUUUUUCUUCACAUUAUUACUUCUGUCCUUGUUUCAGUGUUUUAAGGACAAUAAACAAAUUAUCUAAA
Acipenser ruthenus (sterlet) is the source of this 1699-nucleotide messenger RNA. Its product is annotated as glyoxylate reductase/hydroxypyruvate reductase-like. The record is from RefSeq and is a predicted model, not a curated record. Gene Ontology annotation, cellular component: cytosol. Bases 57 to 1127 code for a protein of 356 amino acids. Gene Ontology annotation, molecular function: hydroxypyruvate reductase [NAD(P)H] activity; glyoxylate reductase (NADPH) activity; hydroxypyruvate reductase (NADH) activity. NCBI's taxonomy places the organism in Eukaryota, Metazoa, Chordata, Actinopteri, Acipenseriformes, Acipenseridae. The transcript has 9 exons.